Molecule: messenger RNA, 5476 nt
Organism: Hordeum vulgare subsp. vulgare (domesticated barley)
Lineage: Eukaryota; Viridiplantae; Streptophyta; Magnoliopsida; Poales; Poaceae
Product: protein SHOOT GRAVITROPISM 6
Exons: 51
Coding region: 16-5232 (1738 amino acids)
Cellular component (GO): cytoplasm
Source: RefSeq, a predicted model, not a curated record
UCUUCCGGCUCCUCCAUGGCUUCCUCCUCCUCGGCCGCGGCGUCGGCGGCCGCGCUCGAGGCCGUGCAGGUCCUCGUCGCCUCCCUCGCCGACGACUCCCCGCGCGCCCGCGACUCCGCCCUCGCCGCGCUCCGCGAGAUCGCGCCGCUGAACCCGCUGCUCGUCCUCGACUGCUGCGCCACCGUCUCCCGGGGCGGCCACCGGCGCUUCGGCAACAUGGCCGGGGUUUUCCUCGUCAUGGCCUCCGCCGUCAGGGCUCUCGACCGCCGGGAUGCCGAGCGCGAGUUCCUCCGGAAGAUCGCCAAGAUUGCCACCGCCGAGAUUGUCAGCUCGAAGGAUUUUAAUGUUGAUUGGCAAAGAGCAGCAGCUACUCUCCUUGUUGCCAUUGGGUCGCAUGACCCAGAUUUGAUGAUGGAGGAGAUAUUUCUUUACUUCUCUGGACCAACUUCUGCUUUGCCAGCCAUGUUACAGAUCCUUGCAGACUUUGCAUCCGCUGAAGCCCUGCAGUUCACUCCACGAUUGAAGGAUGUACUUUUGCGCGUUUUACCUAUCCUAGGAAGUGUACGAGAUGGCCAACGACCUGUUUUUGCAAAUGCAUUUAAGUGUUGGUGCCAGGCUGCAUGGGUGUAUAUAGGAGACGCCUCUUCAGGGCUUCCUUUCGAUGAUGAUGUCAUGUCCUUCAUGAAUUCAGUAUUUGAAUUACUUCUAAAAGUAUGGACGGGAUCCCGUGACCUAAAGGUCCGUUUGUCUUCUGUGGAGGCUUUGGGAGAAAUGGUUGGCUUGGUCACUAGGUCACAGUUAAAAUCAGCUCUGCCAAGGAUUAUACCAACAAUGUUGGACCUAUGUAAGAAAGAUCAAGAAGUGGCUUUUACCGCGGCCCACAGUCUUCAUAACCUUCUUAGUGCAUCAUUACUGUCAGAAAGUGGCCCCCCUUUACUUGAGUUUGAGGAGCUAACUGUUGUCUUAAUUACUCUUCUUCCUUUAGUAUCUGUCAACAUCAGCAAAGAUGAACGCUCAUAUAUUUCGAAGGGAUUGAAGACAUACAAUGAACUCCAGCACUGUUUCUUGGUAACUGGAUUAGCAUAUCCCGAGGAUCUGUGCAUGUUCCUCCUGAGUAAAUGCAAGUCAAAAGAUGAAGCAUCAAUUGUUGGGGCACUUGGAACAAUAAAACAUCUAUUGCCCAGGUUGUUGGAAUCAUGGCAUACUAAGCAAACAUUAUUGGUUGAAAUAGUCAAAUCACUUACACAGGAGCAGAGCUUGGGUAUUCGAAUGGCACUAGCUGAGCUAAUUGUUGUUAUGGCUUCACAUUGCUACUUGAGUGGGCAUCCUGCUGAGCUCGCGGUUGAGUUUUUGGUGCGGCAUAGUGCUAUAACCGACGAUGAUCUAAAUGAUCUCAACACUCUGAAAAAUGAGUACUUUCAGGACAAAAGAUUUGAGAUGAAAAUAAGUCUUGCUGGUCUAUCUGAACUAAGAGCUGUAUGUGAAAAGGGUCUACUUUUACUAGCAAUUACCAUUCCUGAAAUGGAGCUUGUUCUAUGGCCAUUUCUCUUGCAGCUGAUAAUCCCAAAGAAGUAUACAGGUGCAGUAGCUACGGUCUGCAAAUGCAUAACUGAAUUGUGCAGGCAUAAAUUGUCGCAGGCAAACCCACUAUAUACUGAAUUUAAUGCCUCAAAUGAAAUGCCCAGUCCCGAGGAUCUGUUUGCUCGUUUGCUGGUGCUUCUGCAUAAUCCACUUGCUAGGGGGCAACUCGCUACCCAGAUCCUGACGGUGCUGUGCUACUUGGGUCAACUUUUCCCAAGAAACCUUUCCUUAUUUUGGGAAGAUGAGGUCCCUAAGAUGAAAGCUUACAUCAGCGACCCUGAAGAUCUUAAGCAAGAUAGCACAUACCAGGAAAUAUGGGAUGCCAUGAUAAUCAAUUUUUUAGUUGAAUCCUUGGAUGUUGUGAAUGAUAAUGUGUGGGUCAUAUCCUUGGGCGAUGCUUUUGCUAGACAAUAUGAUCUCUAUGCUACAUCUGACGGCCAUUCAGCUUUGCUGCACAGAUGUUUAGGAAUGCUUCUUCAGAAGGUUGAUGAUAGGAUUUAUGUCCGUGAAAAGAUUGAUUGGAUGUGUAGACAUUCAAGUAUGUCUAUUCCUGUUAAUCGCCUUGGACUUGCCCAAGGCAUUGGUCUGGUUGCAGCUUCUCAUUUGGACACAGUUUUGGAGAAGCUGAAGAACAUAUUAGAAAAUGCAGGGCAAAGUUCUCUCCAGAGGUUCCUUUCAUUUUUCUCAUUUAGAGAAAAAGUGGAGGAUGUUGAUGAUACAUAUGCAGCUCUGGCUUUGAUGUAUGGGUAUGCUGCAAGAUAUGCCCCAUCAACAGUUAUUGAAGCCAGAAUCAACGCACUUGUGGGGACUGAUAUGCUUGGAAGAUUCCUUCAUGUUCAACAUCCUACUGCAAAGCAAGCUGUCAUUACCGCAAUUGACCUUUUAGGCCGAGCUGUUAUUAGUGCUGCUGAAAUGGGAAUUUCGUUCCCACUGAAACGAAGAGAUCAAUUGCUGGAGUAUGUGCUAACUCUAAUGGGAAGGGAUCAAAGUGAUGAUCUUGUUGAUUUCAGCAUUGAGCUUCUGCAAACACAAAGUGUUGCUUUGAGUGCUUGUACUACUCUUGUUUCAAUAGAGCCAAGGCUACCUAUGGAAACAAGAAACCGUGUCAUGAAGGCAACCUUAGGUUUUUUUGCUUUGCCAACUGAACCCUCAAACAUUGUUGAGAGCCUGAUAACAAACCUCAUUAUUCUGUUAGGUGCCAUUCUGCUAACUAGCGGUGAAGAUGGUCGAAGCAGAGCAGAGCAGCUGUUGCAUAUUCUUAGACAACUCGAUCCAUAUAUUUCAUCAUCUGCAGAACACCAGAGGAGAAGGGGAUGUGUUGCUGUACAUGAGGUGUUAAUAAAGUUUCGCAAUCUUUGUUCUGGUGGAUUUGGUGCGAUGGGCUCCUAUCCAACUUUGAGCCUAAAACAAAUUGAUCAGGGAGGGCCUAGGGGCUCGUCAAGUUUGCCUUCUGCGUUUGUGUUGCCGAACCGAGAUUCAUUAAGCUUGGGAGAGAGGAUAAUGGCAUAUCUACCUCGUUGUGCUGAUACAGAUGAUGAAGUUAGGAAAGUUGCGAUUCAGAUCAUUGCACUUUUCUUCAAUAUAUCACUGUCACUUCCAAAGCAGAAGGCAUCUGCUAAUGACAUCGAUCUAGAAUCUUCAUAUGGUGCUUUGUCCUCCCUAGAGGACAUAGUCUCUAUCAUCAGAAGGAAUGCAUCUGUUGACCAGAUCGAAGUAUUUCAUAGGGUUGUCUCCUCUGUGUGUAUUCUACUAUCUAAGGAUGAGUUGGUUGUCUUGCUACACUCUUGCACAUUAGCGACAUGUGAUAAAGUAAAGCAAUCAGCAGAUGGUUCCAUUCAAGCUAUUAUAGUAUUUAUUAUCAGAAGAGGCAAGGAUCUACGUGAAGCUGAUGUACUGAGGACAACACAAUCUCUGCUGUCAUCAGCUGUUGCCCUUACCGACAAGCACUCGCGCCGAGAAGUUCUGAAUGCAAUAUCAUGCUUAGCAGAAAACACCAAUCACAUUGUGGUCUUUGAUGAAGUUCUAUUUGUGGCUGGGCGAGAUAUUUGUACAAAGGAUAUAACAAGAAUUCGUGGCGGUUGGGCUAUACAAGAUGUUUUUUACGCUUUCUCCCAGCAUAAGGUGUUGGCUACUCUUUUUCUGGAGUAUAUUUUAUCUAUACUUCACAAAGAACCUGUUGCAACAAAUGAUUCAGAAAAAGGGGAAACUAAUUCAGAGUCAUCAGCUGAUGACUGUAUUCUACAAGCAACUAUGUUUGCUCUCAAUGCGUUCCUGAGAGGUGGUGGGAAGGUCGGGAAACAAGCAGUUGAGCAAAGUUACCCUUCUGUUCUUUCUGCCCUGAUACUGAAGCUGGGAGCUCUUCACGGUCUUGCUGAAUUAGGCCGCAAUGAGCUUCUACGAUCGUUAUUAAUUGCAUUCCAGUCAUUCUGCGAAUGUGUUGGCGAUGUCGAGAUGGGAAAGAUAUUAGCUCGAGAUGGCGAACAAACUGAGAAGGAGAAGUGGAUUGAUCUUGUGCAAGAGGUUGCAUGCAGUUCCUCAGUAAAGAGGCCCAAUGAGGUUCUGCCAACAUGCGUUAUCUUGAGCAAAUCUCUCGACAGGAAUCAGAGGGCUGAAAGGGAGGCUGCUGCUGCUGCACUAUCAGAAUUUGUUCGCCACAGUGAAAAAGAACCUGCAUUGCUUGAACAAAUGGUUGAGGAAUUGUGUCAACAUGUAACCGAUGACUCACCGACUGUCAGGAGUCUCUGCUUGCGAGGACUUGUACAGAUACCCGAGAGCCACAUACUUAAUUACAUCCAGCAAGUCCUAGGUGUAAUAUUAGCAUUACUUGAAGAUGCCACCGAAUCUGUUCAACUUACUGCUGUCCAGUGCCUGUUAACCGUUCUUAAUGCGUCAGAACAAGAUGCUGUGGAUCCCAUUUUAAUAAGUCUCUUAGUAAGGCUAAGGAAUCUCCAGAUCUCCAUGAAUACAAAAAUGAGGUCCAAUGCCUUUGCAGCUUAUGGAGCUCUAAGUGCCUAUGGUGCUGGUUCACAGCAUCAUGCUUUUCUUGAGCAGACACAUGCCACCCUUCCACGUUUGAUCCUCCAUCUUCAUGAUAAUGACCUUAGCGUUCGCCUUGCCUGUCGGAACACAUUCCAGCUCCUAGCGCCUUUGAUGGAAGUAGAUGGCUUGUCUUCGCUCCUCAACAAGCAAUAUUUCACAUCCGAUCGGCGAUCUGAUUACGAGGACUUCAUUAGGGACUUAACAAGACAACUUUGUCGACUAUCUCCUGCCAGAGUUGACAGCUACCUAGAAUCUGCUAUCCAGGCAUUUGAUGCACCUUGGCCGGUCAUUCAAGCAAAUGCAGUUUGCUUGGUUAGUUGCAUGCUAUCCUUUUUGGAUGAUCAACGCUUCCUUGCUCCUUACUUCUCCCAGGUUUUCGCUAUGUUGGUUGGUAGAAUGAGCCAAUCACCAGAGGCCGUUGUUCGAGCAGCAGCAUCUUCUGCAUUGGGCCUCCUGAUAAAGAGGUCUAACAUGCUCAAGUCAUUGAGUUCACGGUUUGAUCGAACAGACCCAUCACAGAGUUCUCAGCAUGGAGAGCCUCACGCUAAAGCAUCACCUGAGCUUCAAGAAGAGGCUGCAGCAAAGCCAAAUGGUGCGCAAGGAGAACAAUAGAAGUAAUCGAAGCGGCUCUCUCUUGGAUGUAAAUCUCUUGUACAUGUACAGAGUUUAAUGUUCAUGCUGCCUGCCUGUACAUUUUGGGCCUCCUUCAACAAUAGAGCAUAGAGAGAUAAUUCUGUAGUCAUGUCCAUAGGUCUUUAGUGUUGAUUGUACAGCAGACUGUCGCAGUUCGUUGAUUGCUUGUAGAACUCGCUGUGUUCAGUAAGCAUGUAAUAUAACGAAGACACGCCUUCGGUCA